AUGUGGCGUCUCUGUGGAUUCAACCUGCUGCUGCUGCUGCUCCUCUGCGGACGGAGCCAUUCCAUAGAUUCCGAGGAGGAAGAGCCAGACUCCUCCGAUCCCAUUGGAUACAACAAAGAACUCUCCGAUCUGGUCAUCACCACAGCCCUGGGCAAGAUCAGAGGCACCAUCCUGCCCUCCCAGUCGGGGCGCAACUUUUUUGCCUUUCGGGGAAUACCCUACGCCAAGGCACCCGUGGAGCGACUUCGCUUCAGACCCCCCGAGCCCGUGGAGCAGUGGUACGAUGUCUUCGAUGCCACCUUCGAUGGGCCGAAGUGCCCGCAGCCGGGACUCGUGAGCGACGAUGUGAGCGAGGACUGCCUCCGGCUGAAUGUCUACACCAAGGAGCUGCCCAACGAAUCGCAGCCGAAUGUGCGGCGGCCAGUGAUCGUCUUCAUCCACCCGGGGGGCUUCUACUCCCUCUCGGGGCAGAGCAAGAACUUUGCCGGUCCACAGUACUUUAUGGACCGCAGCCUCGUCCUCGUUACGUUCAACUACCGCCUGGGGUCGCUGGGAUUCCUGGCCACCGGCACGAAGGAGGCGCCCGGCAAUAUGGGCCUCAAGGAUCAGGUGCAGCUGCUCCGUUGGAUCAAGCUGCACAUCUCCCGCUUCGGCGGGGAUCCCAAUGCGGUCACUCUUUUGGGCUACGGUGCCGGCGCCAUGGCUGUGACCCUGCACAUGGUGUCGCCCAUGUCGCGAGGCCUCUUCCAUCGGGCGAUCGUGAUGAGUGGCGCCGUCACAGGGCAGUGGACGCUGCCCGAGCACCAGAUGGAGGUGGCCAUGAGGCAGGCGACGCUUUUGAGCUGCCACACGGACAACACCACGGAGAUGAUUGACUGCAUGCGAGGGAAACACUAUCUGGAGUACGCGAAUAGCCUGCCGCGAAUGUUCGACUUUGGGCGGAAUAAUCCGCUGAUUCUGUGGAAGCCCGUGGUGGAGCCGGACUUUGGGCAGGAGCGCUUCCUCGUGGAGAGUCCUGUGCAGAGCUACCAGAACGAUGACUUCAUGAAGGUGCCCAUCAUAACGGGCAUGACCAAGGAUGAGUUUGUGGGUCCCGCCCUAUCAAUCCUUCAAAGUCCUUCCCUGCUGAGCACUCUCAAUGCGAACUUCGAGACCCUGGCCCCCAUUUUCUUCCUGUUUAACGAGAGCGAUCCUCGGGCGGGGAACAUCAGCCAGGAGCUGCGGGAGCACUACUUCCAGCAGGAGCCCAUCGAUGCCAAUCGCUCUCUGGCGGCCCUCUCCUCCCUCUACUCGGAUGCUCUCACGGGAUUCGGGAUCCAUCGAUUCGUGCAUUUGGCUGCGAGGUCCACGAAGGUCUACUACUACCGAUUCGCGUAUCAGGGGGGUAGGAGCCACAUCUACUAUCCGGAGGAUGCCCCCUACGGGGUGGUGCACCACGACGACCUCAUGUAUCUGUUUGUGGAGCCAUCGAUCAGCCGCAUGUUCACCGAGGAUGACGACGAGUUCCGAAUGGUGGACGUAAUGGUCAGAAUGUUCUCGGCCUUUGCCUACAAGGGGGACCCCAAUAAACCCACGGAUGCUGCUCUGCGGGACAUCCGCUGGCGUCCCUUUAGCUUCAAGAAACGCUACUAUCUGGACAUUGGCGAUGAGCUCAUCCUACAGGAGAAUCUCAAUUCAGAGAGGUAUGAGAUAUGGAAGCGUCUCUUUCCCUUGAAUUGGCGUCGCCAAACAAAGGAUUUCUUUCUCUGAAUAUGAUUUGUCUCCUACUGUACUUGAAAUACAUGCCACUUGGCCUUCA
Molecule: messenger RNA, 1798 nt
Organism: Drosophila obscura
Lineage: Eukaryota; Metazoa; Arthropoda; Insecta; Diptera; Drosophilidae
Product: juvenile hormone esterase
Exons: 4
Coding region: 1-1749 (582 amino acids)
Source: RefSeq, a predicted model, not a curated record